UCAGCGCACAUGAAACUAUGGGUUCUGCUUUUUAGUACUUGGUGGUCCGAAUCAGGUCUGUAGUGUAAAGAAGACCUGAAGUAUGGCGAUUUUCGCAUCUGUUAAGAAAGUUUUUCUGGUAAUGAUUUUGGCACAGACCGCGGUGUCAUUUCGCCCCAACCGGUUUAGCGCCUUCUACGGUCUUGACUAUACACAUGAAGAUAUCACCAAGACGGCAGCACUGAAAGUCGUGGCGAAGUUUUUGGAAGAAAACCCCGAGGAGGGCCGUGCGGUUACACCCGGCCAGCUGCAAAACCUGGACCCGCUUACAGCGUCAAGUAUCUUCAGUAGUUACUAUGGAGGCCCAGUGUCUGCCAAGAACUUUGACGACGCUAUCGGCGACAUCACAAAAGCUAAUGCAGACAUUGACCAGCACGACCUGUGGACGUCCAGUGUCCAUUUUAACGCGGAGCAGUUUCAGACUGCACUCACGAGGUUGCGCAAUAUACGGUCGACCAUCAUCGGGACGCUGCAGAAGGCUGACCUGACUGACCUGGACGUCUCCGCGGCACGGAUCAACACUGGGUCGUACCUGCACACACUGCAGGACUUCUACAGUAACACAAACUGGGUAGAGAACAACGGCGCCGUCAUCUACGAGGAUCUGGGUAUGCCAGACCGCCCGAAUCCAGCCGUUGCACCUCCAUUGAUGAACACUUGCAGUUCGACUGACUGUCCGCCAGGGGGCCCUUCAGGAGGGCCACGUACAACCUGCGAAAACAACCUCAUCGUGCCAGAAGGAGUGUUAACUAGUGGAUACCGGAGUGACCAAGAUGUUGACAAACCUUCAGUGGACCAUGCAUGGCUGGGGAAGUGUAGUCAUGGCGGAUCCCAUGAUGCCACGCGCAGCCUGACGGCAACAGGCGGCAUCAACAAGGAGUCGCUGGACCGGGCGGAAUCCCCGCACCACUUCCUACACGAGACCGCCGCACGGGCAGCCAUCAACGCCACGGAACAUUUCUUCUAUGCGGCAGGAUCCGGCCUAAAGGACCAAGUAGGAGUUGAUGUCUUCCGUCGUUUCUUCAACCUCGCCUCGGGAACCUCCCUGUGUAUUGUCAUGGACGACACCGGGAGCAUGAGUAACGACAUCGCGGCUGCCAAAUCUGUGUCGAUAGAGAUCAUACAACGAGCUGUCGCUAACCCCUUCGACAAACCCUACAACUAUGUCCUGGUCCCCUUCAACGACCCAAUGAGCGAUGCCGGACCAAUGACGAUCACCAGGGACUCUACCGUGUACACUGCUGCCAUCAACGCGCUGAACGCACACGGUGGAGGCGACUGUCCGGAACUGUCCAUGACUGGUUUAGAACUCGCCCUUCAAAACACCCUGCCUAAGUCAAAGAUAUAUCUCUUCACUGAUGCUGACCCUAAGGACAGCGAUAAGAUGCCAGACGUGCUUUCUUUACUUCGACAGAAAAAGAGCACGAUCACAUUCCUUCUCACUGGAAGUUGUUCUCGUAAACGCCGUGAUCUACAUGGUCGUUUAAAAAGAGCAGUGAGUGGCAAUCCGUAUGACGUGAUCGCGGAGGAAUCCGGUGGGAAAGUGUUCGACAUCACCAAAGACGAAGUGGCCGAAGUCUCCGAGGUCAUCGCCCUAGAGGUCAACGGCGCUCCUGUCACGGUCAUGAUCAAGAGCGUCUCCGAGUCCGGACCACGUGACCACGAGAUUGCCGUCGAUGAUACAUUAUUGGAGAUGGUGAUCACUCUGACCGGGUCAACUGCCACACCGGUGUUUCAGCUCUACACACCCAGAGGUGCGACCCAGGUGUUUGGUACAGCCGAUGCCCAGGUGGUGAUCGAGACUGACCGAUACAAGGUGCUCAAGCUGACCUCUCCUGCAGCCGGAACAUGGGUGCUCCGCCUAGCGGACAGUCAGGGGUACGACAUAGAAGUGACGGGGAAGAGUGUGCUGGACUUCUCUACAGAGUUCCUAGACCCUGGUACUGGGUUUCUCAUUGAUGGGCGACCAGUUGCAGGCUCGGAAUACAGGCUGGUUGUAAGUGGAAGAGGCCUUGAGAAUGUGGGCAACGUGACGUCAGCAACUCUUUUGGACCAAUCCGGUGCCGUUCUCAGCCGGAUCUAUCUACACACAAGCAGCGGCAGGGGAGAGCCGGUUUACACGGCAACAAUCCUGCCACCAUCACAGCCCUUUCGGAUUUCUGUGGAAGGAAUCGACCAACGAAACAACACUUUCACGAGGCUCCUGACGACACUCAUUGAAUCUCAGAGUUUCCGGCUGGACCUUGCUGCAGGAAAUAAAGAUCCUCUUUACCCUGGUGGAAGCAGCCGAGUUGGAUUCGUUCUUGUCAACGAGGGUGCAGAAGACACCUUCCAGCUGACAGUAUCAGACGAUGUGGGCUUGGUGACCGGCGUGUCUCCAACAUCCGUUACCCUGGCAACAGGGACAAACGUCACAGGUUACGUCACGUUUUCUGCUGCCACGUCAGUUUCCCCUGGAACAGCCAGCACUGCAAUUCUGACUGCUCAGGGCUCCUCGGGAUCUUCGACCGCCCCUUCAAACUUCAUCACCGUACCAAUGACAGUUUCUGAACGGAUCAUUUUGGUGAUUGACACAUCGCCGCCGGUGUGCAGUAUUACGUCAGUAGUUGGGAACUGUACGGCGGAGCUGCAGCAUCCUGACGUAUGUGCGGAUCGGGCCUGGUCCGUACAGAUGAGCGUCACAGACAGCGGCCUGGGGCUGAGGGAAGUGUGGGCUGAUGUCAGUACAGGGCAGGUUCUGACGACCGACACGUUCGUCUCAGGGUUGAAGGACAGUGAAAUAUCGGCAAACUACAGCUCAACCUGCUGUCACCCCACAAUGACCGUGACCGUGGUGGACCUGGCUGGGUAUGUGGACCAGUGUGUCGUAGAUUUUUCCAUACCGACUACCGAGGCCCCACCUACAACGCCACGUGUUCCGACCACGGCGGCCGUGACAACGCCGCAGGUUCCGACCACAGCAGCUGUGACACCGGCAAUGUCUGUCACAGAGCAUGCAGUUGCGAUGGACGUCGGGAUGACAGUUAGUGAGUUUAACGAUGAAGUGAAGAUGGGAUUUAAGGUCACCGUUGCGAGCAGCGUCACGUCUUACUGUCAAAGGCACGUCAUGGAGUUCACGUCAUGUCGUCAGGAAAAUCACCGCCGCAAACGAGCAAUCUACGAUGCAGUGACGUUUGACUCAGACAACGUCGUCAUCUUGGAGGGAUACCCGACGUUGUCUGCUUCACCAGACCGAAUUACCGUCGCGUUCUUCGUCUCCAAUCCAAAUUCCUCCGCCGAGGAGCACGUGCCAGUUCCCGGCAGCCUCCUCCUGAUGGUGAUGCGGCACGACCGGAUGGAGAUAGAGGAGGCGCUGGGCUGGAGGACGAUCUACAGUAUCUAUACUUACGGUGAUGACAUACCUACCGUUACAUCAGCAGGACUGGAGUCUACAAAGGUGACGGAAGGGUUGGACAAACAAAAUGACGGUCCUGCCAGCUACGUGUUACAUAUAGUGAUCGGUGUGGUCGUCGCCGUGGUGGCAAUAGUCGUGAUCAUCGUUCUGGUAGUAACGUUACGGGGAGUAAGACAACCAAGCGUGAUCAAGCCAAACUUUGAAGACGACUGGAAAGUCAACGUGGACCCGUCAACGACUGGUCACGUGAACAGGGCGUUAAAAUCCGCGGAUGAGCGAAUGUCGUGGUCAGCGGAGACCCAAGAAAUCCCAAUGACAGAGACGGAUAGCCCAACAAAUUGGUAGAGAUGGAAU
Molecule: messenger RNA, 3787 nt
Organism: Branchiostoma belcheri (Belcher's lancelet)
Lineage: Eukaryota; Metazoa; Chordata; Leptocardii; Amphioxiformes; Branchiostomatidae
Product: von Willebrand factor A domain-containing protein 7-like
Exons: 21
Coding region: 83-3778 (1231 amino acids)
Source: RefSeq, a predicted model, not a curated record